Dichomitus squalens LYAD-421 SS1 is the source of this 3339-nucleotide messenger RNA. RefSeq lists its product as uncharacterized. Bases 1 to 2793 code for a protein of 930 amino acids. The transcript has 2 exons. The record is from RefSeq and is a predicted model, not a curated record. Lineage: Eukaryota; Fungi; Basidiomycota; Agaricomycetes; Polyporales; Polyporaceae.
AUGAACCGCAGGAAGAAGGGAGGCAACAACAACAGCCUCAAACCCCCUGCCCAGGCCAAGCCUCCUGCGCCCUCUGUAACAACCUCCACGAUGACCCCCGCAACAGUCCCUGCGAUGCCCAUGAGAGUCUCCCCACCUCUCAAGGCGACGACUGCGCCUCCUCAGAAUGUCCCCCCGCCGAAGCCCGCUCACGCCGCACAGAAGGUGGCGCAACAGCCGCCCAAACUUUCUGCGUCCCCUCCGAAACUGCCCGUGCCCACCAUGCCUCCUACGAGGACGGCGAUCCCAGCCCCCAGACCAGGGCCCUCACAGAAGCGUGUGCUCACGCGUUCCGAUAGGGUGCGUGUGGUCUGGAUGCAGUUCGACGAGACGUGGGUCGCGCCCCAGCAAGCCACGGUGGCGCAGCAGCUCGAGCAGCUGCUCGCUGUCGCCGAGAAGAACAGCCGCGUCAAAGGCAAGGCGCUCGAGCAGAGCAAAGACCAGAUCGUCAACUCCAUGCGGCGCGAGUUCGCGAUGGCUGCGCGCGCUGAGUGGGAGCGACGACUGGAGAAGGAGGGCCUCCAGGCGGAGGACUGGGCAGAUAUGACCCCGGAAGAGAUGGCUGCCGUCGAGCAGGUUCUGUCGUGCGACGAUGUCGGUGACGGGCCUGCUGUGUCGACGAUCCCUUCACCACACGAACGAGCAGUCCCGAUUGUCGCGGCGAGGACGCAUGUGGACGUCCCUCACCCGAUAGCGUCGCAUCCCAUGACUAGUCGCACGACGCAGACCCCUCCGCCAGCUGCGUCUCAGAAGGCGACACAAGCUCAGCCGCCCCCUUCCGCACAGAAGGGCAGCCAGGGCCAGCCUGCGUGGUCGGCAUGGGCAGCAGGUCCCCGACAUACCUCUGUUACAGAAGUGCCCGAGGAGCCACCGAAGACUACUUCUGCCUGGAGCGCACGACCCAAUGCACCGAUCAUCGAGGACGUCCGCGUGUCACCUAAGCCGGUCCCUGCUCCACAGCCGCCUCAGGCUUCUCAACCCGCACCUCGUCCUGCGCAGCCAGCUGUCCAGGCUGAACCUACUGUGACUUCUGCCGCCCCUGCACACGGCCUGCUCGCCUACCCCGUUCCUAUCUCCCUUGCGAUGGUGCCGCUCGAUAGCGCAGCGACUUCCGAUGCCAAGUUCGUACAGCUCGUGGACAACGCCUACGUCAACUCGAUCAAGGACUUCCACGACAAGGCUGCCACCGUCGACGCUGAGCUGGCGCGCGAGCUCCGCAAGCCCAUGUCCCCCGCGGAGCGCGAGUGGACUAUCCGCGCGCACAUGAUGACGAUGGAGCAGAUUGCGCGGACGAUCGUCGAGAAUCGGGACACCAUCAUUGAGAAGGAACGGCGCAAGCGGGGAUACGGCGGCGAUGGUGGCGCGCCGCCGCAGCCACCGCCUUCUGCUCCGAAGUCGCAGACGAUAUUAUCUCAGCCUCCUGGCGCGUUCCCUGAUGACGGCAUCCACGUCUCUCCCGUCCCUGAGCCCGAGGAGGAGGCCGAGAUCGAGCGCGAGCCUGAGCCGGAUGUUGAUGAAGUCAUUGAGAUCCCGCUCAAGGGCAAGGCGGCCAAGAAGAAGGGCAAGAAGGCUGCGACUAAUGGCCGGUCCACCCCGACACCAUCAGCGCCUCCCUCUGCAAAGCCUGCUGCCUCUGCCAUGAAGUCUGCGCCCGUCGUUGAGAAGCCCGUGCCUGUCGUUGAGAAGAAGCCCGUUGCAUCUGGAUGGGGCGCGAAGGUCACGGCCCCGCUUCGUUCUGCAUCCCCUGCUCCGCCUGUAGUACCUCCUGCAACCCUCGCUCCCAUCAACACGAGACUCGCUCCUACUCCUUCUCCUAACGGUCGUGGCACCCCCGUCCCUCCCGGCAUGUCUCCCUGGGAAGUUGCGAAGGCCAAAGCUGCAGGCACGCUGAAGCCCGUUGAGCCUCAGGCAAAACCUCCGUCUACUCCGAACGGGAUGUGGGCCCCUCCUGUCGCUCGUGCGCCCAGCAACAAAAAUCAAUACGCGCCGACACGUCCCUCCCGCCUUGCGCAUGUCACGGAGCCCGAGUCGCCAGAACCGCCAUCGCCCCCUCCGAUGGUUGAGCCCACAGGCAAAGACUACGUUGCGUGGUUCGCCGGCUCGUCGUCCGAGGAUGAGGCGGGUCUCAGCGAAGACGAGGCCGACGAUGACGACGACGAUCACGACAGCGGCGCGCAGGCAGGCCCAGGCGGAUUCGGCGGCAUCCUCGGGGCCCUCGCCGGUGCGUCGCCUUGGGCUCUCUUCGGCUCGGAGAGUGCCCCGCCGCAAAAGGAGCGCGGCCGUUCUGCCCACCCUGACCGCGGGCGCGCCGCCGCUGCCACCCCUACCCCGGCCAUGGCCGCCGCGGGGCGAUCCGGCGGGGACUUAGGCAUGGGCAUGGGUGCCGGUAUGAGCGGUGGUUGGGCGCAGUGGGGCGCGGACCCAAGGGCGGGAUCUGGAGGCUAUGGCGCUGGACCGUCUGGCUUUGGUGCUGGGUCUGCUGGCUUCGAUGCUGGCUUCAGCGGGCCUGCUGGUCUUGACUCUGGUUUUGGGGGGUCUGCUAGGGGCACGGCCGGACGUCAGUGGCAGAGGAAAGAGGAAGACAGUCUCGAGGACAUGCUCGAGCUCGCGUCCAGGUCUUUGGACCACGCCACUGGCGGGCAAGGCAAGGGCCUCGAGGAGGCGAUGGCGAUGUUCGUCACGGCACAGAAGGCGCGCGAGACGCUUGCUACGCCCGUUGGCGGGCGCAGCGCGAACCCGUGGGGCCGGCGAUGAGUCCAUCGUCACCAACACACAAAAACGAAACCAAAAGUAAACGCGGCUGGAGGAGUGUGGCUGCGAUGGGGGGGGGGAGAACGUCACGACCCGUUACGAAGGCUGCUGAGCGGCGACGAUCUCGUGGUUUCCCAGUGUUAUUCGUUGCUUUUCGGCUGCUGUUGGGCUAUGAUAGAUGCGCUUGCUGGUGUAUAUCUUGCUGCCUCUGCUUGCUUUCUUUUUUAUUGCUCGACUCACAGAUGUAUCUCUGUUCCUCCGUCUCUCGAUCUCCGUCUAGUCUCGUACAUUAUUCCCUUUUCAUCUGUCUCUCUUGUCUAUCCGUUGUCGCUGGGCCUCCUUCAUCGACCUUUCUACCACGUUCCUAUACCCCUAACGUUAUGUAUUUAUAAUGCUUUCCUAGAUGUCGCUACAUUACUUGUACACUGCUGGCAUACCUGGAGGACUCUCCUGUUUCGUUUUGCUGUCUGCUUUCAGUCAUUCCGUGACGACCACGCUAUAAAAUGUAUAUAGCUACGAUUAUUUCUAUGCUGCCUUUCAUUGUAUCCC